Uranotaenia lowii is the source of this 1074-nucleotide messenger RNA. RefSeq lists its product as uncharacterized. Bases 121 to 972 code for a protein of 283 amino acids. NCBI's taxonomy places the organism in Eukaryota, Metazoa, Arthropoda, Insecta, Diptera, Culicidae. The record is from RefSeq and is a predicted model, not a curated record. The transcript is spliced from 2 exons.
UCUGAAAAAAAAACGAACUGUUUGUAAACAAACGUUCAAGAACCUUUGAAAUCUCAUUGUUUCGCUUUUAAUUGUUUAAAAUUUUGUAUCUUGUCCUUAAAAACCUCUGUUCCCACAAAAAUGACAGUGGAUUUUCGCUUCGUUCCGAAAGAAUUCAUAUGCGAGUUUUUGGAACUGUACCGCAGCUUGCCCUGUUUGUGGCGUACCAAGUUGCCCGAAUAUCAGGACCGGGUUCGAAAAAAGGAAGCGAUUGCACAGCUGGAACAAAAAAUGCAACAAAUUGAUCCGGGAGCCGACUGCCGGACGGUGAUCAAUCGGAUACAGGUAUUCCAGAAAACCUACCAGAAAGAAGCUCGCAAAAUACAACAGGCCCGCGAUGCUGGUUACGAUUAUCAGCCGGCACUGUGGUACUAUCCAUAUCUGGAGUUUCUCAAGGAUUGCGACGCCGAGGGGAAACUGGUGGAAUGCACAGCCGUGAUCCACCAGGAAGAGUCUUUCCAACAACCUUCAGUGGUGGAAACCGUAUACACAGUUCCGCACGUGACGACCACAGUCGAGCUGGUAGCUCAUCAGACUAGCGAACAUCCUCAGCAGCAACUCGAAAUAGUUCAUCCGGAGUACCCGCAGCAACAACCAGUAGUAGCAGUCGAAGAGCAGACUCGCACAGAAUUUUGUUCACCGAAAAAGCGACGCCGUCAGAAACAUACUGUUUCAAAGCAGACUGAGACCGUCUACGCAGACACCCAUUCACCGGAGAGAAAACGAUCUCCAAUAAUGGUGACAUCACUGGAGGUAUCACGGAAGCCAAUGGAAGACCGGCACGAUGCUUUCGGACGAAAUGUUGCCUUCAAGUUGCGACACAUGGCCGACCAGCAACGGCUACUGGUCGAAAAGAUCAUCAACGAUGCGCUGUACGAAGCCGAAUCAGGUAAUCUCAAUCGGAACUGUUAUCUGUAUGUUAGUAAUAGUUGAAAGUGUGUUUUUUUAUUACUGUAUGUAUGUAAAAUGAUAGAAGAGUGACUGUUUUUGUAGAUGGUAACCGUUAUGAUUAAACUGUGAUUCUAUACAAGGUUC